Messenger RNA from Paramecium sonneborni, 7881 nucleotides. The record is from the annotation of a GenBank genome assembly. Lineage: Eukaryota; Ciliophora; Oligohymenophorea; Peniculida; Parameciidae.
AUGAAUAAUCUUCGAUAUGGCUAAAUUAUAAGAAUAUAAGGAGAUUAAGGGAUGAUUGUUACAAAAGGGUAUAGUUAUCAAUGAAUAAUGUUAGAUACACAUAGACAAAUGUUUAUUAUAUGACAUAUACAAAUUUGGCCAAGAUUAGCAAUUAUCGGGAGUCUUUAUUUUAAGUGCUGCCUAAAGGAAGUUUUGAGAUUCACGAUGAAUUCAUGAAAUCUCAUAAAAAGUAAGUAUGCUAGUAUAAUAAAUUAGAGGGAAUCAAGAUUUACUAGAUUAACGAUUAAAGACAGAAUUGAAUUAAUAUUUUUCAUUUUUGGAAACUAAGAUCGAUGAGGAAGUUCUUUUUGGUUAAGAGAUAGUAUUGAAACAUUAUGAUUCUGAAUAUUUUUUGGUUGGAUCUUAUAAAUGUUCAGAAUAAUCAAUGGAAGCAUUUCAGGUAAGUUUGAGCAGUAAGCCAUCAAGUUAAGCUUUAUUUAGAAUAGAGGCAUAUUAAACUUAUUAGAAAGAUGGAUAAUGUAUAUAUUUUGAUGAACCUUUUUUAUUGGUGAACACAAAGCAAUAAUUUUGUUUAGAUUUUAUUGAGAAACCAAUAUAAUGGUUAGAUGAUGAAAGUUGUUUAACAUAUAUUAAGCGAUUAACUGAUGUUUAAAGACAUUAGGUGAUAAUUACAAACAACAGUAAGACUAGUUGGAAAAUGAAGUUAUUUAUGAGGAAUGAUUAGAGGAUUGAAAAGAAAUCAAUCAGGAAUAAUGAAUUAAUAUAUUUAUAAUAUACAGAAGAUGGAACUUAUUUAAAUGGAGAAUAACAGGUUGUUUCUUUGUAAUAAGCAGGAGUACAUAUUCCAUUAACAGCCAUUUGGGAAUUACAAGCUUUAUAACCUACUCUUGAAAAUAAACGGAAUCUACCACAAAUAAUUAAAGAGAAUACUAGAGGAUCAGUUUUUUAAAAUAAUUUAGAUCUUUUGAAAGAUUUUUCUAGAGUUGCUCCAAGAUAGAAAAGUGUUGUUGAAUAAUAAUAAUAAUAAUAAUAAUAAUAAUAAGCAUAAACAUAACUAAAUAAAAAAAAUUUUUAAUAAGAAUACAUUCUUAGAAAUUAUAUUUCUGGCAAAGUACUUACUUCCAGAAAUUAAUUGCCCUAAUUGCAUGAUUAUAUUUAAGAAUCAAAUUAAGCUGUUGAAAUUCUAACUGCAAAAUAAGGUUAAUAAGAUAUUAUUGAAAAUUCUUCUAUUUAAUUAUCUGUUGAUAAAGAAAUAUUAUAAAAUGUUGAAAUUGAAGAUUAAUGGAAUGAUAGUAUUAAAGAAAAUGAUGAAGUUGAGACAACUGUUAUAAAGAAGUAGUUAUCAUUUGAGGAUAAAGAACAUUAACAUGCUUUUUAAAUAAAAAAAGUAAAAGGAAACAUUAAAAAUAAUUUAAUGUUUGUUUUGUCAGCUUAAGAAGUGUUAUUUUAAUUUGUUUUGAUAUUGAAUAAAUAAGUUGAUAUUAUUUGGAAAUUACUUCAUAUUUAAUAAUUAUCAUAAGUAGUUGAAGUAAUUUAAUAAUUGAUUUAAUUUUUGUAAUUAGAAGUAGCAAAUCGUUAAUAAUGUAUUAAAGAAACAUAUAUUAUUGAUUUGGCAAUGAAAAUUUUAGUACCAAUUUAUGAAAAGAAGUUGUAUGCUACUGAUGUAAAGAAUUUACAAAAAAAAAUGAAGAAAAUAUUUAAAUUAACAUAUCAAUUAAUAAAAGAAUUAACAUAAAACAAUAAAUAGCUUAAAUAAGACAUGGGAAAGUAUUUAAAAGAUUUCUUAGAAUAAGCUAUGGAUGAUGAAGCAAGAGCAUAAGAUAGUUUAAAAGAAUUAUUAGAGGACAAUUAUGAAUCUAUUUAAAAGUUUGUAACUGAUGAUCAUAUUCAAAAAGUAUUUGAAAAAAUGAAAUAAAAUCCGAAUGAAAAAUAUCUAUCUAUUUUAAGUAGUAUUUGUGUUUGUAAAGGAAGAGCUAUUUUGAAGAAUUAAAUAUUAAUUUUAAAGUUAGUAUUUCAAAGUAAUGAAUUAUUGAAUUUUAAAUUUAGAUUGAAUACAAAAAAUAAAGUUGAAGUUCUUUGUAGAAUUAAUAAAUUAAAACCAAUGUGGAGAAGGAUUCGUUAAAUCUAUUAGGAAAGUCAAGAAUAAGAUGGAUUACAAACUUGGAAUUAUUUUUAAGGUUAUUUCAAUCUUUUAGGAGAUGUAUGUUAUAAUAGAAACAAAUUAGCGUAGGAUUUUGUUAAAGAAAAUAUUUCUAUAUCUAUUUUAUUAGCAUUAGUUGAAGAUAAUCAUUCUUAAUCUAUAAAUACAUUUGAAUCAUAUCUAAAAGUUAUUCAUCUUGCAUUUGUAGAUACUCCUGGAUAUCAAACACUUGUGAUUAGUAAAGUUAUAGAUUGGGAAGACAAUGAAUCUAUUUAAAUAGAAAAAAGAAUGUCUAUGAGAAGAAUUAGUAGUUUUGGAGGAUAAAACCAUCACAUUGCUUCAUAAAAUGUUAUUGAUCUUAACAAUAUAAUUAAAUAUGUCUAAUAAUUUAUUGCUAAAUUUACUCAUUUUACUUACGAUCAAAAAUAUAAUUAGACAUUGCAAAGAGUUUUAAUGAUUAUCAAAACAUUACUUACAAUGAAUUUGGAAAUUGAUACGAUGCAAUUAUUGUAAGAUUUACUUAGAAUUUGUUCAUGUCAAAAAGAUUUCUAAAAUUUAGAAUAAUAUAAAGGAGAAGAGAAUAUCAAAAAGGCUAAACAUAGAAUGACUAAAGUAUCAUCAGAAAAUAAACCAAUUAUGGAAUGUAAGAUGUUAGCUUCGAAUAUAAUUUUAAAUAUUCUAGAUUUAGAAAAUGAUAUUAGAAUUAAUGAAAUGGUUGCCUACUUUAGAAGUAAGAGAGAAAGUGAAUAUACAAAUGAAUCUGCAAAUAAUCCAUCUCCAAAAAAAGGUUUAAUUAGUGGCAUGGUUGGCUUUGUUCAUAGAUUUUCUAUUAAACCAACUGAAGAAUAAUAAUAAUUAUUAGAUAAUAAUAGUUCUGUCUUUAAAGACUUUGCUAAAAGUUUAAGUGGUUCAAAAGAUAAAACUGAACAAGAAUCUUACAAUAUUCCUUAAUGGAUUCAAGUCAUAUAAGAUUUGCUCAGUAACAGAAAUUUAUUCAAAAAUUUCAAUAACAAUGUAAUGUUAGUAUUUGUUGAAAUUUCAUUAAUGUAGGAACCAAAAAUGGUUGAAACAGCCUUAUAAUUAUUUAAUCGAAUGCUUGGAUAGAGAAGAGAAUUAAUAAAGCAUUUUUCAUAAAUAGUACUACUUUCUAAAAAUUGUUAAAAAAAUGUUAAAGAAUUGAUUAGUAAAUGUAUUCAAAUAAGACAGCGCUUAGAAUAAUUAAGUGAUAAAAAUGUUUACACGAUUACAAAAGAGAAUUAAAGUACUUCAAAUAUAUAAGUGGAUGAAAUUAUUGAAGAUCUUAAUAAGUUAUGUGUUUCAUUAAAAUCUUAAAGAUUUUCAAGUCAGGUAGAUUAAAUUUCAAUGGCUUUUAAUGAAUGUGAAGAGAAUGACAAGACAAAUUAAACUUUAUUUAAAGCUUUAGAUAUGCAUUAAACAUUAGUAACUUAUAUAUCUGGAGCAGAUGAAAUAAAUCCAUAUUUAUAAGGGUUAUUAAAUUCUUGUUACAAAUUUUUAACACUUUUUAUUUGGAAUCAUGCAACUAAUAAAAUUGAAAUAAAAUGGCCAUUAAAAUAAAUAUAUUUUCAUUUGUAAUACAAUUCUUGUUGUAUUGAUUUUGUAAGAGAACUUUAUCAUAAUAAUAAAGAAUUGCUUUACAAUGAAAAUGAAGUAUCUGUAGCUAUUAAAUCAAUCAUUCAGUAAAUGAAUAAAGAAAAACCAGAAAGUAUGUAUAGAGUUAAACUUUUUGAUUCAUUAAGAGUUUUCUUAUAUGAUCAUAAUAAGACAAUCAAAUUUAAUUAAUUAUAAAUUUUAGCUUUACUUUAAUAAAAAUAAAACAGGAAUUUAAUCUAUGUUUUGAAUGAAUUAUAAUCAGAAUUUUAAAUGGAUCCAAUCAGUAAACCUGAGACUCCAUUACAAAAAUCGAAAACAUGGGAUAAUGAAAGCUUUCAUGAUUUAAUUGAUGAAUACAGUGUUAAUUAUGAAAAGAUGGAAGAAAGUAAAUUAAUGCGUAUCCAACCGUAAUUAUAGUAUAUGAUUAUUCAUUUUGAAAUUUUCAGUUUAUUAGUAGAAGAUCAGUAAAAUUUUUUAUAUAUAUAGUAAUGUAAUAAAUUAAGAGAAAUGUAGAGUAAUGCAUCCUUUUGCUUCAUUAUUAUUUUUAUUGAAAAAUUCAUAUAAAAGUAAUUGUUGGCCAUUAUAGCAUUUUUUAAGAAGUUAUAUCAAUCGUCUUUAUUAUAAUAGUUAGAUGGAGUUGAUAAGUCAUUUAUGUAUUUCAGAAGAUUUAGAAGUAUGUUUAAAAUUAAUAAUAGAUAAUUCUACAUUAAUUAGAUUAAAUUCUAUUGUUAAAAGGAUGUAAUUAUAUAAAGCAAGUAUAAAUUGUUGAUGGUGUAAGAUUUUAGUUCAUGUUUUCUUACAUUUUCGCAUGUAUGUAGGAAAUAUUGUAUUCAAUUAAUUUACUAUUUAUAAAUGAUAAUUUUUUAUUAGAGUUAGAAGCUUAAUUAAGCAAAGAUAUGGAUAAUCUUAAAUAUCAUUAAUUGUUAUUUAAGAUAGCAGGUCACUUAGUAUAAAUAUAGAAGAUGUGGUUUAAAUCAAGUCAUAUAACACAUUUAUGCCAAGUUUUGAUAAAUAUUAUGAAGGUAGUAUUUAAGACAUUUGAUAAUGGUAUAUUGUUAAGAUUGGAGAAGUUAUUUAAUGGAAAUGUAAGUGAACCAUUGACACCUUUAAAGUAAGAAGAAACAUAAGAGAAAGAGGAUAAAUAGGAUGAUAAAAAUGAAGAGAAUGAGUAGGAAGGGAUAAUUAAUAGACUAUUAAUAGUUACAGAAACUAAAUUAUCUUAAGAUGAAAAGAUUUAAUCAAAUUUAUAAUAGACAUUAAAAAGAAUGUUUCAUUUAAAAUCAAUGAAGAAAUUAUCAACGAUAGAAGAACCUGAUAAUAAUGCAGAAUUGAAUAUUAGAUUGAUGAAAUUAAUCAAACUUUUUAAUGAGAAUGAAGAGUUUUAAGGAUUUAUUGAAUAAGAAUUCAAUUCAUUAUGUGAAGAAUUUACUAAAAUUGAUGAAUUUUCAUUAACAGCAUAUUAAACAUAAUAUCCAGCAAUAACUUUAGAAGAGUUUUUAAAAAAUUUAAUAUAAAUGAAUAUAACAUAUUAAUUAAAUGAUGAUUUGAGAAGUUACUUUUUAAAAAUAUUGACAAGAAUGAUAAGUGAAAAGAAUCCUAAUAUAAAUAGUAAAGAUGAAUAGGCGAAAUUAGCAAUAGAUGAAUGGGAUCCAGAAUUUUGGAGUGAUUCCAGAUAAUAAAUAUAAGAAAUUUAAUGUUUUUUAGCUGGAUGUGGUGCAGCUUAAUUGAUUUAUGAAAUGUUUAAAGAAAAUUUUGAUGAUAGAUGGGAAUUAUUUAAUUAAUUAUUGAUAUUUUCAAAUGCCUUUCUUUUAGGAGGUAAUACUAAAUGUUAAGAUUCUUUGCUUUAAUUAUUGAAAUAAGAUUCAUCUAAUUAAAUGAUGAACAAUUUAUAAUAGUCAAUUCUUAAGUUCAGUAAAUUUGUAAAUACUAAUUUUAAGAUUCAAAAGACUAAAUAUUAAAAAGAUAAAUAAAAUCCAUUUUUAUCGAUUGUUUAUGUUGAUAAUUUAACAUAAUUUAGUGAGAAAACUGAAACUUUAAAAAGGACUUUACCAUCUGCUAUAGAGAGUCAAAAUACAAUUAAAAAUAGAUAAUUAUCAAUUAAAGUAAUGUGGAGAGCAUUCAGAAUGUUAUAAUUAAUGUGUGAAAAUAAUAAUGUAUAAAUGAAAAACUAUUUAAGAGAGCAAACAGAUAAAGAAGAGUCAGUGCAUAUUAAUAGUAUUAAUUUUAUUGAGUUUGCCACUAAAGAAUUAAGAAUAUUAUUAAAAAUACUUAAUAAGAAUGUAGUAUCAAUAACUCAAUAAAUAGUAGAUUUUAUAAAUGAAGUUAUAUAAUUACCUUGUUUUUAGAAUUAAGUAACUUUAUGUAAAUCAACUUAUAUGGAAGAUGUUUGUUUUACAUUUGAAACAUUUUCAAAAGAUGAAAGUCAAUUAAUUUAAAGGGAACUUCAUACUUCAGAAGAAUAAGAUGAAUUGUUUGAAUUAUAAGCUAAAAUUAUUUAAUCCAUUAUGUUAGUUUUAGAAGGAAAUAAUCAAAAGAAUUAUGAGGAAUUAUAAUAAAAAUUAGAUUCUAGAUUUUUGGUUAAUUUUAUAAAAUUAAUAGUGUAAAAAGUAGGAAUUGAAAAGAUCUUUGAUUUUAAAAAAGAGGUUAGAUUCUCAGAUGAAAUUUAAUAGAUGCUCAAUGUUUUCAUAAUAAAAGAGAAAAUAGAAUAUGUAAGUAAAGAUCAAAAAUGGGUUAAACAUUUUAAAUAAGAAUUUGAAAGUAACUCAACUUUGAAGGAUAUUUAAACUAUGUGUUUGAAUAAUUUAAGGAAAAUUGAAAUUUUUUAUGAAAAUGAAUAUUAAAUGGUAUUCUUUCCUUCUCAUCCAGUGUUUUAAUUUUUAAGUGAUGAAACUAGAGAUAAAAUUAUGUUUAAAAUACCCAGAGAUACAUAAAGAAAGAAAUUGAUAUCUCUACUAGAAGAAAUGGAAAUGAUUUUUAGAGAAAUCACUUACAAUUUCAGUUUAUAAAAUUGGAUUAUACCAAUAACUCAUAAAACUAUUUAAUUAUUAAUAAAUAUUUCAUAAUUACUAUCAUUGAUCAUAAAUAUAUUUAUGAUUUUUGCAUAUGCAGUACUGAUUAAAGAUAAAUAAUCUACAUUAGUAACAGAUGAUUAUGAAGAAGCUACAUUAUUUAUACUUUCAUUAUUAUAAUUCAGUUUUAGUUUAUGUGCCUGCACAUUUUACAUAAUAAGUAGAGCUUCAUUAGAAUUUAACAAACUUAAAUAAGAAUAAUUCUCUUUGACUAAAAUCCAUUCUUAUAUUAUUUAAAAGAUAUCUAAUUUUAUAAUAGUUUUUAAAGGAGAAGAUUUCCUAUCUCAUAUAUCAUUUACUGCAAUUGCAUUUUUAGGAUUAAUUUCAAAUAAAUAUUACUUUUCAUUACAUUUGUUCUAUUUAUUUGGACAAUUAUCAUUAUUAUAAAGUGUAUUUUAAGCAAUAUCUCAUAAUGCAAAAUAACUAUCUUUAGUUGCUUUGUUAGGAGUGUUAUUUUAAUUUGUAUUUAGUAUAGUUGGAUUCAAUAAUUAUGUUGAUGACAUCUAUCCAGAAUAAGUAGAAGAUCCAUGUCAUAGUCUAAUAAGUUGUAUGAUUACUUUGAUGACUUCUGGAGUAAUUGGAAGUUCUAUGUCAUAAUGGGAUCCUUUGAAAUUCAUUUAUGACACAGUGUAUUUUGUCUUUUUUGCUCUAUUAUUUACAAAUAUCAUAUCAGGUAUAAUGACAGAUACAUUUGCAUAAUUGAGAGAUUAAAGAACUUAAAUUGAAGAUGAUAAAAAGAAUAAAUGCUUUAUUUGUGGAAUUGAUAGAUAAACUCUAGAAAAACAACAAGAAGAUUUUGAAGAACACAUAAAGAGUAAACAUUUCUUAUGGAAUUACGUUUUUUAUAUCUAUUGUCUUUAGAAUAAGGAUUCUACAGAAUAUACUGGAUUAGAGUAUUGGAUUAUGGACAAAGUUUAAUCCGAAAGUGUCAGUUGGUUUCCGAUCAGAUCUGAAGAUGAAGAUGAUCGUAAUAAAUAGAUUGAAUUAUUACGAUAAAAAAUUGAAGAUCUUGCUUAGUAAUUAAAGACAUAAUUAUUACAAUAAUAAAUUUUUGAAGAAUGA